Messenger RNA from Megalobrama amblycephala (Wuchang bream), 5020 nucleotides. RefSeq names its product leucine rich repeat neuronal 2 (gene lrrn2). The record is from RefSeq and is a predicted model, not a curated record. The transcript has 2 exons. Gene Ontology annotation, molecular function: protein binding. Gene Ontology annotation, cellular component: extracellular matrix. NCBI's taxonomy places the organism in Eukaryota, Metazoa, Chordata, Actinopteri, Cypriniformes, Xenocyprididae. Bases 1143 to 3311 code for a protein of 722 amino acids.
GGCCAUGAACAGACUGUGCAAAAAAAUGGGAUCACACAAAAGCUGAAAUUUUGCUCCCGGUUAAUGAUUUUUAAAAAAGUUCUAACAGAGUGGCGCUCAACACAAUAUGGCCGUUAGAUAUGUCGUCCCUCGUCCACAGGAAAGGGGAACCUGAAUAGAUAUGUCUCUGCAAGGACUAUGAAAGCAUACCAUUAACCAAACAAAAUCAAAGUCAGUCUUUCAUAUGGAAGAGUUGCUGGAAGGCAGGAGACCAUAUUAGCUACACUUUUGAGGAUGCACGUGACUAUAGCAGCCUAGUUACAUGGCAAAGGGGCAAGUGGAAAGGAAAUAACAGGUUUCAUAUACUGCUCUGACUGUGAGAAAGAAAUGAAGGAGAGGAGGAAAAAUAGAGCAGACUGCAAAGGGGUUGGGGGCAAGAAAGGGAGACUUCUAAAAGGAGGAGGUGGGGCUACACGGUAAGGGCAGAGAGAGAGAGAGAGGGAGAGAGAGAGAGAUCUGCCUCCACUUCGUCUCUCUUGCUCAAGUACGCAAGCCACUGACAGCAACAGCCACACACACUGAGAGAGAGAGAGAGAGAGAGAGAGAGAGAGAGAGAGAACACAGAUCCGUUCUCUGUAGAUCGCCUACACAGUGUCAGAAAUAGAGCUGAGUUUAAGGCAGGUGCGUACAAAGCGUCUGUAUGAAACCCUAGGCGAUGCACUAAUACUUAAUACACAGUCGUGAGAGAGGAUACAGGUUGACUGACUAACGUCAAGAAUCAAAACGAAAGAAAAAAACGUGACGACAACAAAAAGCGAAGAAGAAGAGACCGAGAUGUACGCUGAAAUGACCCAUCUCUCCACGGUGUGCCCCUAAACCAAUCCUAAAACCUACUCUACUGUGCGAGGAUGUAAGAUCAAUGGAGUGAGACUGGAGAGAAUUAAAGCCAUUUGAAGGAGACAGAAAGGGGAUUUUGAGAUACUUGUGUAACUACUUCACAAGACUGGAGAUGAAGAAACAGAGCACGCUUCAUCUUUGAGACAAUUUAUUUAGCAAAAUUCAACUAAACCCUUGGCUCUCCUGUCACAUGAACUUGAGAGAUAAGUGAGAGACUUAAGGGUCUAGCUCACAGUAAAUCUACAUCAUAUUAUAUCAGUUUAAUUAUGAAAAUGGGACAGAUUACAAUAUUUCUUCUGCACACACAUCUGCUGCUUGGAAUCGCAAGCUCCCUGGUCAUUCAAUCCAUGCCCUGGAGAGUGCCCUGCCCUCACCAGUGUGUCUGCCAAAUCAAGCCCUGGUACUCUCCCCAGUCUGUGUACAGAGAGGCUCCUACAGUAGACUGCAAUGACCUGCUACUUAUCCAGCUGCCCACUUCCCUCCCUCAAGAGACACAAACCCUCCGGCUGCAAAGUAACCUCAUCAGUUCUGUGGACCAGAGUGAACUCCAGGGCCUUGUCAAUCUGACAGAGUUGGAUCUUUCACAUAACAGCUUUACCAGUACCCGCAACCUGAGAAUAACUGACCUGCCAGCUCUUCUCAGCCUACACAUGGAGGAAAACCAGCUGAGACACCUCCCAGAAGCAGCUUUCUUUGGUCUCCCUAGCCUGCAGGAGUUGUACCUAAAUCACAACAGGCUUCGAAGCAUCUCCCCUGGGGCCUUUAAGGGUCUGGAUAAACUUCUAAGGCUUCAUCUCAACUCUAACCGAUUGGUUGUAAUUGACCGGCGCUGGUUCCAUGCUUUGCCCCAACUGGAGGUGCUCAUGAUUGGUGGAAACCCUGUGGACACUAUUCAGGACCUAAAUUUUAAACCACUGGGCGCUUUGCGUAGUCUUGUCCUGGCAGGCAUGGGCUUACGCGAAAUCUCUGAGCGAGCGCUAGAGGGGCUUCAAAAUCUGGAGAGCAUAAGCUUUUAUGAUAAUCACCUAAUAAAGGUUCCAAAAGAGGCAUUGCAAAAGCUGCCAGGUCUAAAGUUCCUUGACUUGAACAAGAACCCCAUACAGCUAGUGCAGAGGGGAGACUUUAGAAAUAUGCUUCACCUGAAGGAGCUUGGCUUAAACAACAUGGAAGAGCUGAUCUCUAUUGAGCACUCAGCAAUGGAAAACUUGCCUGAAUUGACCAAACUGGAGAUCACAAACAAUCCUCGGCUCUCCUAUAUCCACCCUCAGGCCUUCCAAAAGUUGUCGAGUAUGGAAAGUCUAAUGCUGAACAGUAAUGCCUUGAGUGCCCUGCAUAGCCAGACAGUAAGGUCACUGCCCAGCCUUCAAGAAAUCAGCUUGCACACCAAUCCCAUUCGCUGUGACUGCCUGAUCCGCUGGGUGGGAGCCGACAAUGACAAGCCAGUCCGUUUCAUUGAGCCUCAAUCCACAUUCUGUUCUGAGCCUCCUGAGCUGAAAGCCCGGCGAGUUAAAGAAGUCUCAUUCAGAGAGAUGGCAGACAGCUGCCUGCCCUUGAUUGCCCCAAGCACAUUCCCCUCUUACAUUGAAGUCAAUCAUGGAGACAACGUAGCCUUGCAUUGUCGAGCACUAGCAGAGCCAGAGCCAAGUAUCUACUGGGUCAUUCCCCAAGGCGUGAGACUGACUCCAUCCAGCAGCUAUGGGCGUUAUCAGGUUCUCACAGAAGGCACGUUAGAGAUUUUUGGAGUCACUGCUGAAGAGGCCGGCUUCUACACUUGUGUUGCACAGAACCUAGUAGGAGCUGAUACUCGAAGCUUGACUCUACAGGUGGAGGGGGGUGACCUGGUUCACGCAAAUACUCAAAAGACAGAGGAUAGCUUUGAAGUUCAAGAUGUCAAAGAAAGGUAUGCCUUACUGACCUGGCAAGCAAGCCGUAACAUCCCAACUGCCCAUUUAUCUUGGAUGGCCAAUGGUAGUCUAGAAGACCAUCAUAGGCACAGUACUCGAAUUCUAGCUGGCACCAGGAGAUUCAACCUAACCCGUCUGCAACCAGGCACUCACUACAAAGUUUGUCUACACUUGGGGCCAAAUGACACCUCAUGUGUCCAUCUAAGGACCAAGGAGGUGUCCGUGCAAGAUCCUUUACCAGACCUGACCCCAGCAGUCCUGUUGGCGGUCUCAGCUCUGCUCCUUUUAUUAAUGGCCAGAGCAUGUAACGGGGGAGCCUCAUUCAGUUGGAAAGACCACAUGCUGGAGUUUGAGAAACCCCGCACCACCAUUCUGACCCAGGAGGCAAAGGCUUUCAUGACUUCUCCAAUACCAGCAAAGCACCCGAAUCAGCAGGACACAGACAAAGUCCUAUCAGAUGGCAGAGGGAAAGAUCUUAGAAAUACAAUGCUGGGGCAAGAUUCUCAGGGGCUAACAAAAGAGGCAUGCUGAGCAGAAUAAAGAGUUCAAGAAGAAUGGACAUUAAAAUACCUGGAGUACAAGCUUCACAAAGCUCACUUUACCGAUCUGACAGUUAAAACUACUGAAAGUCUGAAAUAAAUACUAUAAAUGUACAUGGCAGACCUGCUUCACAUAACAGCGACCCAGUUUCAAGUAUAGUAUAAUCACAAAAAAGAAAGAAAAUAAAAGAUAUUUGUAUUUAUUUUGUAACAAAAAAGAUACAACACAUGUAUAUUAAAAGCAUUUGUUCAUAUAUUCACAUUCAAUAUAUCAUCAAAGGACACUAAAGCUGUGCUGCCAAUCAUAAAUAACAGUUCAUAUAGAGUCUGUUUAUAUGCAACCUCCCACCUUUUAUGAGUCUGUGUCACAACAGGCCAAAUGGUUGUAGAAAGAUUCGCGCUUAUAUAUUUUUAAUACUGAAGAAGAGACUGACUUGACACAGAAAAGCAAAGAACACAAAUAGCAAGGAAGCCCAAUCGAAGCUUUCUGAAAGGCGGACUACAGGCUGUGGGCAACAAUUCACUUUUCUUUUUGUGGUGAAAAAUCAAACUGUCUAUCUCAAAGCAGGCAUUAUGAAAAGUGCUGAUAUAAAGGGAGGUGUCUUAAAUGUUGUAUAACUAAUGUUGUAUGUACUCUCUUUAACAGUGUGUUAAAUUGUGAUCUGUACAAGGACCCAAAAGAACACUUCAAAGUUAAGACCACCCCAGAGAAAGGGAAUGUUUUUAGCGCAUAAAUGAAAAAUAUUGUUCUCCCCCAAAUAUAGACUGAUCUAUACAUCGACAAGGGCCACAAACUUAUGACCUAAGGAUGUUUGCCUUUGUUGGUUCCCUCAUUCCUGAAAUAUUGCAGACCCUUGCUUAGAAAACCAACCCAAGUGAACAGAUGUUCCAGUGUUGAUGGACAUACAGCCUAGACAUAUGUGUCAACCUCUUUGUUCAAACAUGUCAAACAAGAAGAGAAGGUCAUGGAGAAAGCAUGUGGAAAAGCCCCAUGAUGCCAAUUCCUUCCAGCAAUGAAGGCAAACAUUUGGUGACAGGGAAGAAAUCCACGUCUACAUGCACACGGUUUUGUACAAAGCAAGCACGUCAGAGAUACCAUCUCUUUUAGUACUGAUGAAAAGAACGGGUCCUGUCGGGCUGCUAAUGGGACACACUUCAUGGAAAGGUAGUGCCAACUCUUCUUUCUGUAAAAAGAGAAAAUUGAAUUCAAAAUGGGCUUUUCUUAAACCUUUUGUCAGGUGACUAUUCAAUGGACAGCACAUGAGCACUGCUCUGACUGCUGGACAGCUACAGUUAUGAGAGACAUACCCGGUGAGCCCCACUUUUACCUGGGAAAGAAAAUAAAGCAGCAUUGGGGAUUGUGAACUGUUCUCUUAUAUUCUCAAAUAUGGGGAAAUCCAUUUUUACAGGCUGUCAUUUUACAGUAACUUUGAUUGCUUUCAUUUUUUUUUUUUUUUUUUGUCAGUUUGUGGUUGAUGUGCCCUCCUGUUCCAGUGACACUCUCUCUAACUUGAUUGUCUCGUCCUAAAAUCGAUUUCCUUUCAUUAUUAUUUGUUGAUCAUUGGUCUUUCUUUUCCCCACCCCAAAGCUGUACAUAAGUCAAUCUGAAUUUCCUAUUCAACAUACCACUUUCUGAAAUAAUUUAGAUGACUGUGUGUUAAAUUCUAUUUUGAGCUAUUAUUAAAACAUUUUGGACUGAUA